Messenger RNA from Vavraia culicis subsp. floridensis, 2432 nucleotides. RefSeq lists its product as uncharacterized. The record is from RefSeq and is a predicted model, not a curated record. The coding region runs from base 1 to 2385 and encodes 794 amino acids. Lineage: Eukaryota; Fungi; Microsporidia; Pleistophoridae. The transcript has a single exon.
AUGUCCUCAAAACUUCUGACCGAGAUAAAAUCAACGUUUCAGCAGGGCCUCACACCACGCAACAUCAUAAAAUCGCUGGUGAGUCUUCUCAAGCACAUUCAGAACAACACGAUAUCUCCUCAGCAGACCGAACAAAUCGCUUUUUUUCUUCUGCGCUCGUUCAGCCUGAACAACAAUUUUGUAAAUCAAUUGGUGUACGUGUGUUUGAAUUUGUUGCUGCCGUUCGAUAAUUCAUUUGUUGCAAUCAACAUCAUUGACAAGAAGGAGGAGCUGGGACUGAGGCUGCUCGUUAAGAUUGUGCCCGAGGAAAUGGUGGGAGACUUUAUGAAAUAUGUGAUGGAAUGCAAGGAUGUGGACCUAGGAAUGCUGUGCCUGUUGCGAUUGCAUCGUGAUAUGGUGCUGAAAGAGAUGGCAAAAGAACUAGGAGAUGAGAGGAAGCCAACAUGCGAUCAGGUAAGGAAGGCAUCGAACAGUCUCAUAACGUAUUUUGGGAAGCUCAAGACAGAGUUUAUGAGGUAUCACAAGGUGGACACUUCGAAGACUGUGCAGCAUUACCAUGCCAUUCUAUUUGAAAGCAUUGAAAAGCCGUUUUCAUCGUUUUAUAGGGACGGCUACGACCAGAGAUACACUGUGAUUGGGCGGGGAAUGGCAGGUGCGCAGCAAGCACGCACCACAAAUAAUCUUCGAGAUCACCUGAACGUAAAGAUAAGUGGCGAGAUUUGUUUCACUGAGGCCCUCAGAAAAGUAAGCUAUAUGAAGGAUCCUGUGCCGUUCUUGAGCCAAGCAAUAACCAAUGCUGGGAUUCUGCUGAACAGCAACGACAUUGUCAUAAGAAUGAGCACUCUGCGCUCUCUCGAUGCGUUGAGCCAGAAUUACGCGCGUAAAGUAGCUGUGCUUAAUCCUUCGCUCAUUAAGAUAAACGACGAUCAUUCGCUAAGAAUACUGCUCAGGACAGGCGACAGCAACACGAUAGAAAGGAUCGCCAACACAGAUCUUACGCAGUACGAUGAUGAGAAGGCGUUGCUUAUCGUUAAAGCGUUUGGUACAAUCGCGCAGAAGAAUGGGAAAGAGGAGGAAAUGGCACGAUUCUUGAAACCUUUAAUGUUCAAGAGAAGCAGUCUGGAGAUGAAGAAGGAGAUUGUGCGCAUGUAUGGUGAACUGCUAGGUGAACAUAUGCUUGAUGAUGAGUGUUACAUCAAUUACGAGGAAGACGAUGAAAGCGCUACUGCGACAGAUGCCCCGGGAAUUGAGGUCAAAGGCAAGAAUGGCGAUGGUGAAAAUGUUGAUCACAGCCCCAUCAAAAGUGCCCUCAACAAAAGUUUCAUCAUGGAUGUGCUUGUCGAGUACUUGGAGGACAGCCAGUACAGCAUCAUCACAAAUGACAUACUUGGUCUAAUCAAGGACAAAAAGUACCUAGUGGCAGUGUACAAUCGCUUGAUUCUUGAAAACGAGAUUGUCAGGAACAAUGCAAUGGCGUGUGUAAAUCGACUUACAGGCAAAGGGCUUUUUGAAGAAAACGAGGACGAUCUACUCAAUUACUACUUCAUGAAUAGAAAGAACGCAGACGUAAGUAAAUACGUGUCUAAUAAAAAAAAAGAAAGCAUAUUUAUAAAGGAAACGCGGCCGGUCGUACUUUUGAACAAGGAGAUGAAGGUAGUUCUGGUCAAGCGCGUGUUCAAGUGCUUUAUCUAUGUGAUCCUUAAGAUGGAGAACACCGCUAAAGAUCUGGAUAUAGCAGAGGGAAAGAUGCUCAUGGGAGUUGAAGAAGGCAAGGACCAGUACUGGGAUGAAAAGGCGUUCUGCAAGAGUGCGCACUACGACGAUGAGUACACAAAGGGAGAUUUUCAAUUCGUUGACUGCUGUACGCGCCUCGAUGAGAAGCAGGGCGAAGGCGUGAGCAAAACCACCACUGUGCUCUUCGGAAUUAAAGCCGGCUUUUCGACGACCGUUGUGCUCAAAAGACCGCUCGUGAUUAAUACAGAAUGCUCUGCAGUAUGCUUCUACGACUUAAUGGAUCCGGCUACCGAGGAAUUCGAAAAUGAGACAAGGGAACUGCGACCCUUUAAUGUAAAUUAUUUGGACACGAUCAAACCCUGCAGUCACGGAAAGACGCCAUCGCAUAAUAAGAAAACAUCGUUUGCACUGGAGAACAGGUCGCUGAGCGUUGCGAAGGAAGAGGUACUGGACAUUUUUAACUUGCAGGUGGUUGAUCAGGUGUAUACAGAUGAUGUGGUGCAGUUGAUCUUAGAGGGUAUUACGAUGGAUAGUGUAUAUGUGCGAAUUGAGGUGAAACUGGAGGGUAUGGGUAGCGAUGUGGGCGUGUUUUUGAAAGUAUUAGCGAGCAGCGUAGAGGUAAUUGACAAGAUAUUGGGUGUUUUACAGUGAGCAGGUAAAUAAAAUGACUGUAAGUAUGGGAGCAUGUUACAUAUGCA